AUGGCACCCGACGUAGAUACCUGGUCCGUGGCGUCGAGCGCUCUGGGGCUCUUUGCGGUCGGAUUGUAUUCCUCGCCUGCAGUGUUGAGAAUCCUCUGCCGAGACCCCGUUCAACGUAUUCGACUCGACGAUGAAAUUCCCGGAAAGAAGUGGUUUCAAGACGAAGAUGGUGAGGCAGCAGAGGGUUCCCAGAAAACGUAUUCGAGUCUAGGACAGAGAAUGGCCAUUUCCCUCUUUUCAGCGAUCGGGCUGGCGUCUGCGCUGGCAUUGUUGAUUGUGACCACCCGGUCCAGACACAGUCCUCUCCUUCUCCCCUCGUGGCUACAGUCCGGUACUUGGAUUCUUAUGAGUAUAGAAUCUGCAACUCUUUUUGUGCCGGCUUCCCCAGUUGAGUGCUACCGACUUGGUCUCCAUGUCCUCGCCACCAGCAGCGUCGCCAUCGCAGUGCCCAGCAUUCAGAUAGGUCUACUGCGCAAUUCAAGUUACUCUACUGUAGUUGAUCUGGUGCCAGUCCGCCUACUUGUCGUCAUCGUCGCGUCAGCCUUUGCCCGCGGCUUGUCUUCUAUUCAUAUACCUCGUCGCCCAAAUGUCUAUCACGAGGGUCUCGCCGUCGACAGAGAACGCACGGUCAGCUUGUACAGCCGCAUCUCAUUCUCCUGGGCCACGCCAGUUCUUCAGUACGUUGGGAAGAACCGAGGCCUUGACAUCGACGGCCUCCCAAAACAGCCCUACCUUGCACGCGCCAAACCCCUCCACGAACGCUUGCAGACGAUGAUGACCAGCACAUCGCAGCGGCUGUGGGUCAUUCUUAUCCGCUGCAAAUUACACCUGUUAGUGUUGCAGCUGCUUCUUAGCGUGUUGACGUCUCUUCUGGAAUUAAGCCGACAAGUGGCCAUGUACGGCAUGCUCAAGUCAAUGGAGGAUGCUUCUCAGCGGGAUGGCACGCGAGCAUGGUCUUGCGUUAUGGCACUGGGACUCGUAUCACCCCUGUUGCUGGGCUUGAACUCGUGGGUAUCGUGGACGAUGUAUUCGCGGCUGUGGAUUCCUACCUACGCGGGCCUGUCUGCGCUGGUCUUCGCCAAAUCACUGCGCUGCAGGACAUUUAGCCAUACCAGAAACUCCCAAAAACAACCCACCCAGGUGGGUGAGAGCGACGAAGAAGAUCAAAGUCAGCAGAGUAUUAUCAACAUGGCCGCCGUGGAUAUCAAACGCAUCUCUGAUUUCGCGACCGUCGUCAACCUCCUCCCCUCGUCUUUGAUGAGGCUCCUCAUCGCCGGCGGCCUCCUACUUCACCUGGUCGGAUGGCAAAGCAUGCUGGCCGGCGUGCUUGUAGCCUUCGUAUUUGUCCCAGCGAGUUGGUAUUUCACGAAACGCUACGCCGCGUCGCAGGAGGAGUACAUGGAAACCAGCGACAAGUAUAUCACGAUCGUGAGCGAGAUGCUUCGAGGGAUUCGUCAAGUGAAAUCUGACGCACUAGAGCCACUGUGGCACAAUCGGAUCGCUGAACGGCGGCAUGCGCAGCUCAGGUCGCUCUGGAAGGCUUUGGUUCAUAUUAUCAUUAUGGAAUCUGUCUGGAUCUUCGGACCGAUCCUGUUUUCCGCGACGUGCUUGACGGUGUAUGCCCUGCAAAACGGAGAGCUUCCUGCCUCGGUGGCCUUUACUGCACUGUCCGUCUUUGGGAGCCUGGAAAACACCCUGAGCGGUCUGCCCGAUAUGCUCUCAAGAGGGAUGGAUGCCAGGGUCAGCGCUAAUCGGAUAGAAAACUACCUUGUCACGGCGGAUAAACCCGUCCACACAAGCAGUCAGGCGGAUAAGAUUUCCUUUGAAGACGCUACAAUCGCCUGGACAGCAGAACCGGACUCAGCUAACGAGGAUCGAUUCAAGCUUGGUCCAUUGAAUUUACAGUUCCCUCGCGGAGGACUGAGCGUGAUAACGGGCAAGUCUGGGUCAGGAAAAACCCUGCUGCUCGCCUCGAUCCUGGGUGAAUGUGAUAUCCUGCGCGGCACUGUUGCAGUGCCCACUCCACCUUCUAUGGAAGCACAGCUCGACGACAGAGCGAUCCCAGGAGCGUGGGUCAUGGAGACUUCGGUCGCGUACGUAGGACAGAAUCCGUGGAUCGAGAACGGAAGUAUUAAGGAAAACAUCGUCUUUGACCUUCCGUACCAACAGCCUCGCUACCAUCAGGUCCUGUUCGCGACCGGGCUGGAAAAGGACUUGGAAACCAUGCCAGACGGAGAUAGGACGGACAUUGGGAGAAAUGGGGUCAACCUCAGCGGUGGUCAGCGUUGGCGAAUCGCCUUCGCUCGGGCCUUGUACUCCAGAGCUGGAAUCCUGGUCAUGGAUGAUAUCUUCAGCGCCCUGGACCCGGGGACGGCUCGACACAUCUACACCCAUGCGUUGAUUAGCGAAUUGGGCCGGGGACGGACCAGGAUUCUCGUCACGCAUCAUCUAGGCUUAUGCCUGCCGCAGACAGAUUACUGCGUCCUGUUGGAAGACGGGGGCAUGGUGCAUGCCGGGAUGACAGAACAUCUGAAGAACAAACGGGCAUUUACAGUCGGCCUGCAGGAUGAAGCAGAUCAUGCACGUCCAAUAACCCCCCCUCUCAGCACCCAUGUUCCCACGAAAUUCGCUCAAGAGGAGAACCGCCAGACCGGCUCAGUCUCUUGGGCGGUCUACAAGGCGUAUCUAGUCAAGGGGGGCGGACUGCCGCUUUGGGCAUUGACCUUUGUAGCAUAUGCAACCUUCAUGGGUCUUCUGGUUGGUCGAUCAUGGUGGCUCAAGCUGUGGACCGGUUCGUCCGAUUCGUCAAACGAGUCCGAACCUUCUUCUCGAUGGCUCCCGGCGAUAAUGCGCAUUGGCCAGUCUUCCAUCAGUAACGACACCAUCUUCUUCUUGAGUGUCUACGUUGGCAUCUCUAUUACCGCCUGUGCAGUGGGUGUCUUGAAGUACCUGGCCUUAUCCUAUAGCUCCCUCUAUACUUCCCGACAUAUGUUCCAAGAUCUCCUCAUGAGUAUCCUGGCUGCCCCGAUGCGAUGGCUCGACACUGUACCAGUAGGUACCCUUCUCAACAGAUUCACCUCAGAUAUUCAACUCCUAGACUGGAGGCUGGGCUAUGAUCUCGGCAACUUUAUGUACAAAGACAUGGAACUGGCCGGUAUCAUUGUGGCUGGAGGGCUGGUGUCACCGACUUUGCUGGCUUUCGCGGCUGCCCUGUUCCUUGUCUGCCUUCGCAUUGCCCAGGUAUACAUUACUGGCGCGAGGGAAUUGAAGCGACUCGAGAGUGUUGCGAAAAGUCCCGUCCUAGAACAUUUUUCUUCCAGCCUUGUGGGACUAUCCACCAUCCGUGCCUUCGGCAGGGAGGAGUUGUAUCUCCACCAAAUGUACUCCAAGAUUGACCGGCAUGCGCAGGCGUCCUGGCACCUUUGGCUUUUCAAUCACUGGCUGGGAUUCCGAGUGAGCAUGGUGGGCGCAUUCUUCACCACGGCGACGGCAGCAUUGGUGGUGCAUUAUUCUGCCAACGUUUCUGCCGCACUCGCCGGCUUCGCCAUGAGUUUCGCGCUGCAGUACAAUUCCGCCGUCUCCAUGUGCCUUCGGUCCUACGCCAACCUGGAAAUGGAUAUGAACGCCGCGGAACGGGUGCUCGAGUACACGGCGAACGAGACUGAAGAUCAGGGCGGCGAAGACCCCCCGGCCGCGUGGCCCGCCCGUGGCCAUAUCGAGGUGGCCAAUCUGUCGGUCAGUUAUGCUCCGAACCUUCCUCCCGUUUUGAACCGCGUGAGCUUCACUGUGAGACCAGGCGAGCGGGUUGGAAUAGUCGGCCGCACAGGGGCGGGGAAAUCCUCGCUGACCAUGGCCCUCUUCCGCUUUCUGGAAACGCCUCGAGGUAGCGUCUUCAUUGACGGAAUCGAUAUUUCCACGAUCAAACUUUGUGCCCUACGCAGCCGUAUCGCCAUGAUUCCGCAGAAUCCUAUCUUUUUCUCCGGGACCGUCCGGUCCAAUCUCGACCUGCGGGGCGAAUACUCUGAUUGGGAGCUUUAUCGUGCCCUAGAAUGUGUCCAUCUCAUCCCCCCCGAGGACGGAACCUCGCCUAGUCACAACGACAACUUGUGCUUUGCCUCCCUUUCCUUCCCCAUUGCGGAAGGGGGUUCAAAUCUGUCCCAAGGCCAGCGUCAACUUCUAUGUCUGGCGCGGGCGAUUGCUUCACGCCCGAAAAUCCUGAUCCUGGACGAGGCGACCUCGGCCAUUGACGCGCAGACAGAUGCGUUGAUUCAGCGCUCCAUCCGCGAGGAAUUCUGCCGCCACGGCUCCUCGUUACUCGUUAUCGCGCACCGGCUCAGUACGGUUGCGGAUUUUGACAAGAUCCUUGUUUUGGACGCGGGCAGAGCCGUGGAGUUUGGAACUCCGCGCGAAUUACUGCACAUCCAGGACGGCGUGUUCUGCAAUCUAGUGAGCAACAGUGGGGAGAAGUCUCUAAUUAAGGAGAUCAUUCUUGGAGAACGAGGUGGGGAGUAA
Molecule: messenger RNA, 4512 nt
Organism: Aspergillus udagawae
Lineage: Eukaryota; Fungi; Ascomycota; Eurotiomycetes; Eurotiales; Aspergillaceae
Exons: 3
Coding region: 1-4512 (1503 amino acids)
Biological process (GO): transmembrane transport
Cellular component (GO): membrane
Molecular function (GO): ATP binding; ABC-type transporter activity; ATP hydrolysis activity
Source: RefSeq, a predicted model, not a curated record